AUGCCUACCCUGCGUCCGAAAGCGAAACCGCACGCGAAGGAGGAAUCCGAAGAUGAGUCCCCCUUGUCGAGCUCUGAGAUUGAAGAGAGCGACUGGGAAAUACCUCGGAAAAAGCGAAUGACGAACUCUGUGUCAGCUUCAGCGAAGAACGAACAGAAGCUGGAACCGAUGAAGGAGGAACCAGAAGAGGACAUCUAUGCUUUACCCAUAGGCACAAGUGAUGAGGAGGAGUUCUCAGAUGACAUGUUGAGUGAUGGACUGGAAACGCCAAGGACUCGGAGAACUGAAGGUAACGGACGGAUGUUGACGUUGGAAGAGAAGUUGCGUCAAAAAACGGAUGAAGAGAAGGGCACGGAACGGUCACCGAGCUCGAGUCACAAGCGGUCAGCCAACAAGAUGCUUGGCUCUAGCGAUGCGAAAGAGGAGAUAUUCGAUAUGUGGUCCCAGCCGAGCGCCAAAAAAAGGCGCAGCGUCACAUUCGGGCGUCGCAAAACGCUGGAUAGUAGCAUGACCGAGUCACAUCCUCCUUCGAGUGCACCUCCGCCUAAGUCAUCCGUGACAUCGGUUGGGCAGGACACAGAGAGCUCUGACGAUGAGUACAAAGGGAAGCAAAGGAAGGAGUUCAAAGUCCCUCUUGACUUUGACCCUGACAACCUACCCAGUCCCUCGCCGCCUCUAGAUAUAACAGACUCUGAAAAUGAUUCCCCGCUUAGCCCUGCACCCAGUUACGGCUCCAUUGACCUUUCUACGGAGAACGAGGAUGAUUCCAGGAGCAAAUUCAACCCCGCCGAUUAUCUCUGCCCCAUGUGCAAGGAAGCAGUAGAUCCUGGGGCAUUGCUCGUCUUCCGAGCCCAACCCAAACAACGCAUUCGAGAUCAACGCAAAUUCUGCGAGUCACACAAACAAUCAUCAGCAGAGCAAGAGUGGAAGAACGCUGGGUAUCCGACAAUCGACUGGGAUGAAUUUGAUCAACGUAUUGAGUCGCAUUUCAGUGAAAUCGAGAAGCUGAUGGUGCCGGACAACUCGUCAUACUAUCGGAACUAUCUCAAAUCAAUGUUGAAGGACGGCAAGGCGAAGAAUUUUGCGCUCAAAUUCGAAGGCGAUGCUCUGGAGGCGUUAUCGUGCGGGUAUUACGGAACUCGGGGGUCUGAGAGGAUGUUACAGAGAAUAACCACUCGCUACGCUCGCAAGCUUCGCCGCCUAGCCGCAGAAGACCAUAUCGUGAACCAAGCGGGUGUGGUCGGGUACACACAGGCAGUCUUAGUGCCAGAACUAGCCAUCAGACUGAUCAAAGAGGACAUGGGUGUCGACGACGCUUCCGCGCGGAAUAUCAUGCGCGAAAGCAUCAAUCUGGGUGAAAAGAUGAAUCCAGCUCCUAAUGACGUUGUGCCAGCUAAGGAGAAUGAAGGGACUGGGUUAUCGAACUAG
Aspergillus nidulans FGSC A4 is the source of this 1428-nucleotide messenger RNA. RefSeq names its product RTC4 family protein. The record is from RefSeq and is a predicted model, not a curated record. The coding region runs from base 1 to 1428 and encodes 475 amino acids. Lineage: Eukaryota; Fungi; Ascomycota; Eurotiomycetes; Eurotiales; Aspergillaceae. Gene Ontology annotation, cellular component: cytoplasm; nucleus. The transcript is spliced from 2 exons.